Balaenoptera ricei (Rice's whale) is the source of this 3799-nucleotide messenger RNA. RefSeq names its product leucine, glutamate and lysine rich 1 (gene LEKR1). Lineage: Eukaryota; Metazoa; Chordata; Mammalia; Artiodactyla; Balaenopteridae. The transcript has 15 exons. The coding region runs from base 1365 to 3446 and encodes 693 amino acids. The record is from RefSeq and is a predicted model, not a curated record.
CGGCACGCCGCAGAGGCCGGAGUGCGUGACAGGCUGCACUUCCCAGCCCUGACGCUGUGGUAACUGACUGAGCUCAUCGCCGCUCGUCACGACACGCGCAGCCUCGGCGGCACGCGGCGUAGCGUGAGAGGCGCCGGGGCCGCCGGCGCGCCCACCCCGGAGCCUUCGUGCAGACGCGCCUCGCCGCUCCUUGGAGACCAAGCCUGCUUGUCACCACGCCGCCGUUCUCAGGCUGCAGAAAGACGGACUCCGGACGUCAACAAAUAACCUGACCUCCUAGGCGGUGGCCUUCGUUCUUUUCAGCCUCGGCCUUGUCCCUCACCGCCCCCUGACGCACAGCUGCCAACCCCCUCGGAGUGGGAAAGCUCCGGGUCAACGUGGUCAGUCGCCCGGCAACGCCACUAGCCUCACGUGCGCCCCGGGUUCCCGGCAGGCGGGGCUGCGGUGGGGCGCUGGGGGAGGGGGGCGCGCGACCCCCUUCCCGGGCGUCCCUGUCCCGGGGCGCAACACCGGUAGGGCGCGAGGCUGCUGUGGCUCGCGACCGAGCUCCCGGGCAAGGCAGGCAGCGAACAAGCGCCGGGGCAGCUCAGGAAGCCGACAAGUGUCCGCGGGGCAAGACCGAUUCCUCGCCCGCGUUCCCCUUCGCCCUCGUCCCGCCGCCCGUCCUGUUUGCUUUACAGCAGCGGAGCUGGGCACUUUUCGGCCUUAAAAUGAGCGCAUCAGCCGCCCGGGCUCAAGUCUGCGGCGGGGGCCGGGCGGAACUGGAUUCUUCGCGGGCUUAGGCGGCCAGGUCGGCACGCGAGCCGGGCACUUGGCCGGCCAGGAAGCCCGGGUGAGCGCGGAAGCGGCGAGCUCAACCAGCGGGGGCGGGGCCGCGGGGUUGCGUGACCCGCCGCCCGGCGGCCGCACGCACUUCGUGCCGCGGUCCGCCCUCCCAGCCUCGCCGGCAGCAGCCGCCGCCAUCGCGGGGCAGGAGCACAGGUGCAGGAGGGCGGCGCCCGGUUUCCACUUUUACAACCGCAGCGGGGAGAGGAGUCACGCUAUAUUUCUGGGACGGGGAGUGAGUUCACCGGAGAGGACACGGCGUCUCCUUGUUAUCGGAACCUGGGUAACAUUCGGCAAGGCUUUACUGGGAAUCCUGCUGCAGCACUAGGGAGCGAAAACAAGUAACAGUAGUAAGUCUCGUAACCGGCUAGCAAGCUGCGAAUGUUCUAUUUCUUGGAAGAGCUGCAUUUCGGACCUCAUAAAAUCCUCAAAGGAGAGAUCUGGACUAUGAACGAGUUCCCUGCAUGGAUUCAGUCACUGAGCAUCACCCCAGCCUGGUUAUUUUACUUCAGAGCUCCCUCAGGGUAUCUUGAGAAAUUAUGGAUCGUCACAUUCCCAUGCAUGCAUUACCUGAAGAAAUCCAAAAGAUGUCUCCUGAAGAAAAAGUGUGUAAGUACUGUGGAGUCAGCUAUCUAAUUCUUCAUGAGUUUAAGGCUAUGGAAGAAAAAGUGAAAGCGAUGGAAAAAGAGAUGAAAUUUUAUCAAGGAAGUGUAGAACGUGAAAAGAGCCUUCAAGAAAUGCUACAGUCUCUUAGCCAAGAUUUUGAACAGUACAGAAUUGACAAUGAAUCCAAAAUGGAAAGAAUUCGAGAUGCAAGCAUGCAGUUUAAAAGUCACCAAAAUGAUUUUCAGAGAGUACAGAAAGAAUUGAGUCAGUUGCAACAUGAGUUAAAAAUUAAACAAAGACAAUCACAAAUCUUCAGUCAGAGAUUGACAGAAUACAAGUAUCUCUGGAAUAAGACUCUUUCGUUACUUACUUUUAGUAAAAGGGAGCUAACCAGUAUUAAAAAUGAAGUAUAUGAUAAUUUUCAAAACUGGACUUCACUGAAAGGAGAAGUUUUUCUACAAAUUAAAUCCAUAAGUGAAACAGCCUUGACAGAAAUAAAGAUGCUAAAUAAAAGUUUGACAGUGUCCCAGAGAAAUAAUGUAUGCCUUGAAGAGGAAAUGAAAAAUCUGAAAUGGUUGUCAGAUGCAGCCAUAUUGAGAUCUCAGCAAAUUGAGACAUCCAAACAACAGGAAGUAAACUUGCAAACCAGAUGCCAUGACUUGCAAAAGGAAGUACUAGAUUUACAGUGUCAAGUUGAAGCACUUGGGCUAAAACUUCAGAAGGCAGUGACUGAGAUGGACAACUACAAAGAAAAGCUCAUGAAUAAAUCUAAUGAAGCUGAUGAGUGUCAAAGAGAACUUAGAAAACUGAAGUUCGAAUACAUUAUUUCUGAGUCACGGCACACCAGAUUGCUUAAAGAAAAGGAAGACUCUUUAAUGACUUGUCAACAAAUAUAUAAAACUUUACAGGAAGAACUGACUGCAAAAGAAAGGCAAGAAGCUAACUUAAAAAGAAGAAUUAAUCUUGCAGAAAAUGAACUGGAAAUAAACAAAACUCUUCUGAAUCAGACAAAGCAAGAGGUUGUAACAUUGAAAAGUGAAAGGGAAUUGAUGCUGAUUUCACAUAAGAAAAGCAUCGAGCAGUUGCAGGAAACCCUUAGACAGAAGCUGCUGGACGGUGAUAACUGGAGGGAGAAGAUUGAAGCUGAACUCGCCAAGGAAAGAGCCCAACAUUUAGUUGAAUUUCAGGAGCAAGCUCUUCUCUUUAAAGAAGUUAAACUGGAACUCGAUAUUGAAAAGGAAAAACACCAAGAAAUAAUCCAAAAGUAUAAGAAAGAACAAGAAGAACUACAAAUGAAGAUAUCUGACUUAAUUGAAGGUGCUACUAAAGAUCUAAGGCUGAAAGUGGCUGCUCUUGAAGAAAAACUCCAUGAAUCCCAUAUUCAAUAUACUGAAGAGUCUGAGUUAAAGGAGAAAGAAAUCGAAAACCUUAAAAAUUUGGUUGCAGAAUUUGAAUCACGCUUGAAGAAGGAAAUUGACAGUAAUGAUUCAGUUUCAGAGGACUUGAGGAAGGAAAUGAAACAGAAGUCAGAUGAACUGGAAAGAGUAAUGCUGGCACAAGCACAACUGAUACAGCAAUUCAACCAGUCCCAGGAAGAGAACACUUUUCUUCAGGAAACAGUGCGUAGAGAGUGUGAAGAACGCUUUGAACUGACGGAGGCUUUGAGUCAAGCCAGAGAACAGCUCCUGGAGCUCAGGAAGCGCGGCGGACGGUUACCCCUGUCACCAUGCUCCCUCAGCCAGGGCAGCCUAACCUCCUCUGUUGCAGCUAGCAGCAGUCAGGGAGAGAGGCGGCUCGCAAGACUGAACUCCGAAAAGAGAAUCAAAAUCCCCGGCCUGCACGGAGUGUCGAAACCCACCGCUUCCCCAGCCUCAACUCAGCCCAGCGGGGUCAGCAGCUCAGGUUUGCCCACAUUCCCCCAGCCACACCCUCCCCGGGGGGGUCGACCGUCUUCAGUCAGUGAGACCCGGCAGAGACUGGCUGUCGUUCUGCAGAGGAGACUGAGUCAGCAGUGAUGGAGCCAAAGUCAGGAGCAGCUCCACACAGCAUGCCUGUCUUUCCCAGAGUCCAGAAACUCAACUGUACGAGGAUGAAAAAGAUCAAAUUAUUACCACAGAUUAAGAAUGCAUACUUACAGAUAUUUUUAACAAGACAGUUGGAAAAGCUAACCAAUUGUGAAACCACAUUUUCCUAGAGGCCUUUGAAACUGCAACAGAUAAUGAAGUUGUUGGUAUUCCAGAGGGUCAAUUUCUAUAUGUAUUGUGUGUUUCGAUGUGCUCUAUGAAUGUGCCCUUUUAGAGAUCAUAGGUAAAAUUUUUCACCCAUAGCAUCUUUUCUGCUUUUUUUGCACCAUUACAAGCAGAUCUAC